Messenger RNA from Penicillium expansum, 948 nucleotides. Its product is annotated as lytic polysaccharide monooxygenase. The transcript has a single exon. The record is from RefSeq and is a predicted model, not a curated record. The coding region runs from base 1 to 948 and encodes 315 amino acids. Lineage: Eukaryota; Fungi; Ascomycota; Eurotiomycetes; Eurotiales; Aspergillaceae.
AUGAAGAACUUCACCCCCGCUCUGGCUUUCGCCAGCAUUAUUUCUUUGGUCAACGCCCAUGGCUUCGUCACUAGCCCGGCAGCCCGGCAGCCUGGUACCGCAAUGGGAGCCGCCUGUGGCAAGCAAGUCCUGUCCAACCAAGAAUCCGACAAGUACGGAAACAUUCAAGGCGAGCUGCAAGUUGCCGCCACCCAGAGCGACUACAACGCCGCCGAGUGUGAUAUCUGGCUUUGCAAAGGUUACAAGUUUGCCGACAACAAGGACAACGUCCAGUCCUACACGGCUGGAGAGAAGGUUGACUUCACGGUCGACAUCCGCGCCCCCCACACCGGUGUCGCCAACGUCUCCGUCGUCACCACUUCUUCCAACAAGGUCAUUGGCGCCCCUCUGAUCUCCUGGGACGUCUAUGCGUCCACCGCCACCGGUGUCACGGCCAACGAGACCAGCUUCAGUGUCACCAUCCCCGACGAUCUCGGCAGCCAGUGUGCCACCGCCGGUGACUGUGUGUUGCAGUGGUACUGGUACGCAGAGUCCAUCGACCAGACCUACGAGUCGUGUGUCGAUUUCACUAUCGGUGGAUCUGGCUCAGCUUCGGCUGCGUCGUCGGCCACCUCAUCAGCCGCCUCGUCGACCUCCAGCGCUACGGAGAUCGCUGUUACUACCACUCCAACUGCCGCUGUUCAAACCCCCACCACAGCUGCUGCCGAGUCUACCACUUCCUCCACCACUGUGGCUCCUGAGCCUUCUACUUCCUCCACCACAGUUGCUGCUCAGCCUACCACUUUCGCCACCACUGCCCGUCCUUCGACUACCUCUGCCGAGGCGCAAGUCCCUACUGCCAGCGCUGCGUCCUCCACUAGCGCAUCGGCCCUGCCUUUCCCCACUGACAGUGCUUCACAUGUCCUGUCUUGGCUUGAGGCCUUGGUUGGCAACUUGGUGGGUAACUAA